GACCGGAAGUAGCUGUUGGGCAGCUGUCGGACGCUUUAAAUUCCUGCGGGGUGGAGCGCUUCGCUUGGGAGCCCGGGUCUGGUUUCUCACUCCCAUGGCUGUGGACGUGAAGUCUCGAGCGAAGCGCUAUGAGAAGCUGGACUUCCUCGGAGAGGGCCAGUUUGCGACGGUCUAUAAGGCCAGGGACAAGAACACCAACCAAAUCGUCGCCAUUAAGAAAAUCAAACUUGGACACAGGUCAGAAGCUAAAGAUGGUAUAAAUAGAACAGCCUUAAGGGAGAUAAAGCUCUUACAGGAACUAAGUCAUCCAAAUAUAAUUGGUCUACUUGAUGCAUUUGGACAUAAGUCUAACAUUAGCCUUGUCUUUGAUUUUAUGGAAACUGACCUAGAGGUUAUAAUAAAGGAUAACAGUCUUGUGUUGACACCGUCCCACAUUAAAGCCUACAUGUUGAUGACUCUUCAGGGCUUAGAAUAUUUGCAUCAGCAUUGGAUUCUACACAGGGAUCUGAAACCAAACAACUUGUUGUUAGAUGAGAAUGGAGUUCUGAAACUGGCAGAUUUUGGCCUGGCCAAAUCAUUUGGGAGCCCCAAUAGGGCUUACACACAUCAAGUUGUGACCAGAUGGUACCGGGCUCCUGAGUUAUUGUUUGGAGCUAGGAUGUAUGGUGUGGGAGUGGACAUGUGGGCUGUUGGUUGUAUAUUAGCAGAAUUGCUUCUAAGGGUUCCUUUUUUGCCUGGAGAUUCAGAUCUUGAUCAGCUAACAAGAAUAUUUGAAACUUUGGGUACACCAACUGAAGAACAGUGGCCUGACAUGUGUAGUCUUCCAGAUUAUGUGACGUUUAAGAGUUUCCCUGGGGUCCCACUGCAGCACAUCUUCAUUGCAGCUGGGGACGACUUGCUGGAUCUCAUCCAAGGCUUGUUCUUAUUUAACCCAUGUACUAGGAUUACAGCCUCACAGGCAUUGAAGACCAAGUACUUCAGUAAUCGCCCAGGGCCAACACCUGGAUGCCAGCUUCCGCGACCAAACUGUCCAGGGGAAGCAUUAAAGGAACAGUCAAAUCCAACCAUGGCAACAAAGCGGAAAAGAACAGAGGCCUUAGAACAAGGAAUAUUGCCCAAGAAGCUCAUUUUUUAGUUGCAGUGAACAAUGGACAGUUUUCACUUCUGAAAAAAAAAAAAAUCCAAAGGCAAAUAAUGGAAAAAAUAGGGAAUAUUAAAUGCUAUAAAAGAGAACUUGUAAAUAUUCUACAGAUGUAAAAUAUGUAAAACUAUGGGUUAUUUUUAUUAAAUGUAUUUUAAAAUAAA
Molecule: messenger RNA, 1305 nt
Organism: Mus pahari (shrew mouse)
Lineage: Eukaryota; Metazoa; Chordata; Mammalia; Rodentia; Muridae
Gene: Cdk7
Product: cyclin dependent kinase 7
Exons: 12
Coding region: 95-1135 (346 amino acids)
Biological process (GO): positive regulation of transcription by RNA polymerase II; protein phosphorylation
Cellular component (GO): transcription factor TFIIK complex; transcription factor TFIIH holo complex; nucleus
Molecular function (GO): cyclin-dependent protein serine/threonine kinase activity; ATP binding; RNA polymerase II CTD heptapeptide repeat kinase activity
Source: RefSeq, a predicted model, not a curated record